AUAUCCGUGCGAUUCAGCACGAAAAUUUCAAAUAUCACGAAAUUUGCCAACAAUAGGAAAUUUUAAUGUAAUUCCUCGGAAACAUUUUAAAACACUUCGAACCUUUCGAAGAUGCGCGCGUACAUAAUUAUUUUUCUUGCACUUAUUGCCACCGUGGCUUAUGGUCGCGACACAGCAGGAGAUGGUGUAAUAGGCUCUAAAAAUAUCCUACGUCUAAGCCUAAAAAAUCCUGGUGAUGUGUAUUUAGUUGCUAAUUUCUUAGCUUGCGUCAAUGCAUAUUCAUGCAUGGAAAAAGCAGUGUCAUUGGAAUUAGAAUCACCCUUGGGAUUCCUUUCUCAGACUCUAUUUAUUUACCAAUAUGACAACUGUCUUCUAUUCUUCAAUCGUGCAACUGGCAAAUUGCUGUUUACGGUUCCAAAGGAAACAAUGCAAGAAGUCUUACUACUUGUAAAUGUAUCAGCGGAUCUAAACCGAAUGCCUCUUGAAGUAGCUUUUAAUGCCUUUUUGGGAAUCAACAAUACUAAAGCAUCGAAAAGUUGUGUCCAAUUUUUCAACUACCUUGGAAAUAUUCUAGCCGAAUUGCUCGGAGUCGGAUGUAAACCAACAGCUGCAUUGAACCUCUUAGGUUUAAUGAAUUUCGCUACUACUUUUCCACCUGAUUUGGUCGUUUUUCAGUCAUACAGUGUUAUGAACAGCCUCUUAAUAGAAUCACCAAUUGAACUAGCUACAGUCAUUGCCAGUUGCUCUAUCGUCACAGAUGCUGCUGCAUUCCACGAUAAACGCUUCCUGUUCCAAGAUAUUAUAUUCCCGGGUACUACUCUUGGAGGUCAUAAAGUUGGCAAUGUCCUUGGUAACAAAGACAGCCUUGUUGUUGUAGUUGACGUACUGAGACAUGUACUUUCACUUUUACCUCAUGAAGAUGCUUAUGAAUUUUUCGUUCAACUUUUAUUGUCUACUACCAUUGAUGCUAAACCUGAAAAAUUAUAUGAAACAUUCUUCGAAAUGGUCGAAGAAAGUAGUUAUACGUCCUAUCAUAUGAAUCAUACAGUAACACAUGAGGGUUAAUGAAAAUAAUAAGAAAUGUCUUGAAAGAUAGAGAUGUUUUUGAUGAACGAUGGCUGUAUUUAUUUUCCAAAUAUAUAGGGAUUUCGAAACAAAA
Molecule: messenger RNA, 1159 nt
Organism: Phlebotomus papatasi
Lineage: Eukaryota; Metazoa; Arthropoda; Insecta; Diptera; Psychodidae
Exons: 2
Coding region: 112-1065 (317 amino acids)
Source: RefSeq, a predicted model, not a curated record